Messenger RNA from Patiria miniata (bat star), 2755 nucleotides. It is a transcript of the gene itpk1, whose product is annotated as inositol-tetrakisphosphate 1-kinase-like. The transcript has 10 exons. Gene Ontology annotation, biological process: inositol trisphosphate metabolic process. NCBI's taxonomy places the organism in Eukaryota, Metazoa, Echinodermata, Asteroidea, Valvatida, Asterinidae. Gene Ontology annotation, cellular component: cytoplasm. The coding region runs from base 159 to 1310 and encodes 383 amino acids. The record is from RefSeq and is a predicted model, not a curated record. Gene Ontology annotation, molecular function: ATP binding; inositol-3,4,5,6-tetrakisphosphate 1-kinase activity; magnesium ion binding.
CGCUAGGUGGCGCUAUUUAAAGCAUGAUGGGGAAGGCGACGCCCGUGGUUAUGUUGUGUGUAAAUAAUCCAGAAAUUUCUGGUUUAGCGCAGUAGUUGUGCAUGGUUUUACAACUUUCUGUUAUAGGUAUAGGGUUUAGUUAACAAAUUGUCUCGAAAAUGAAGAAAGUGGGGUACUGGAUGACGGAAAAGAAGCUGAAGAAACUCGAUUUUCAUUCGAUAUUCAGCGCUAUGUGCAGGUCAAGGGGUAUUGAACUUGUCAAGAUUGACCUCCUUCAACCUCUGGAAUCCCAGGGUCCCUUCAGUGCCAUCAUCCACAAGUUGACCGAUGUCCUUAGCUUCGCUGCCGAUGGAGACAAGAAGUCACAGGAGAUGAUCGACAAUCUUAAGAAGUACACCAAAGACCACCCUUCAGUUCCCAUUGUGGACCCCGUAGAUCGGGUCUGUAAACUGAUGGACCGCAACGCCAGCUACUUGUUGUUUCAAAAUGCCUUCCAAAACAGCUCAGCUCACGGUAAAGUGUUAGUGCCCAACUUUGUGGAGAUCCAUACCACAGAUGUAGCGGAGAUCAAGAGGUUACUAGAGAGGGCAAAGGUCAAGUAUCCAUUCGUUUGCAAGGCAUCGAAGGCACACGGGUCUAUCAAAUCUCACGAGAUGGCCAUUGUGUUCAACGAUGCAGGCUUGGAGGACAUUGAACCACCCUGUGUAGCCCAGACGUUUAUCAACCACAACGCCCAGAUGUUUAAAACCUUCAUCAUCAAUGAUGAUUUUGUCGUUGUCAAACGGCCGUCCAUCAAGAACUUUGUACAUAUAGAACCUGAUCAAGAGACGAUAUUCUUCCACAGUCAUGAUGUUUCCAAACCGCAUUCAUCUUCUUUCCUGAAUGAGCUCGACAAAAGUGACCAGACUCGAGAGCCAGUACUACCCUCCAAUGAAAUCCUCAUUGACCUUGUUGCCGCGGUGACCCGGUCGAUGGAGCUGUCCUUGUUCGGUUUCGAUGUCAUCGUUGAGAACGACACCGGCAUGCAUUACGUGAUUGAUAUCAAUGCAUUCCCAGGUUACGACGGCGUGCCGCAGUUCUACGAGAAACUACUGGAGUACGUCCAGAGGAUUAUCUCCACGCCGGACACCAACGGCACAGGUACCAACCACGUCGUGGAAAACAACAGGACGCACCAGGGCGAGGGCGCUAACCACACCUUGAAGGACGGCUGGAGGAAAGGGAAGAGUCUAAAGCGGUCUUUUCCCGCGGACCUCGACGGCGUAGUCACAAACGGGAACAGUCAACCCAACAAGUGUCUCGCAAAAUGAAAAUGAAUGCAUCUGGCCAAUAGAUUAUUAAUAGACCCUGUUACAAAAUUGUAUAGCUUGUAAGAUAAUUUGAUUUAUAGCAUACGGCAAUAAUUAUGAUGCACGUUGAAUUGUGUUACAUUUAUCAUCCAAUCCGCUGCGGUACUAUUUUUGUUGAUAAUUAUUUUUUAACUAAUUUUUGUUAUCCAAUGAUUUUUGCUGUAGCUGCAACGAUCAACCGAAUUAUGUUCUCAUUCGAAAUUUUAAUGUCUUGUCAGAUAUUGACAUAGUUUUUCUUUUAGAACAUCAUCAUGACGUAGCAUCGGUGCUUGUUUUAAAUGCCAGGGAAAGAAUUAUUUAACACCUCAACUCUUGAUAUUCCUCGCCCGAACCUUUGUAUGAUUGGACAAAUGCCCUUGAUGUUGAUUGGUCGAAAGCAAACACUGCAGACACUUACGGAUAUUCUGAUUGGUCAGUUGGCAAUCGGGUGGGAGGAGCUCAAACUGCCAUUUUUAAUUGGCACGCCUAAGUACAGCAAACUCAACCUAAGAACCAAAAAUUGCUCCAUGCGAAGUGAAGAAAAUAAUCACUGCAUGUUGGAGGGUGCAUGUCUUACACUAUUCUUGGUGCGAGACGCUCUAAGCGGGGUAGUUCGCCAUAGACGGUACAGCCUUUGUACCGCGCAGUAGCAUUCAUGUUCCCAUGUCGCCAAACCGCAAUCAAAGAACGUCUUGGGAAUUUCGCAUUGCGGCAGGGCGUGACUUAAUAUGCUAAAGAGCAGCACGUGCGCAUUGGUGGAAACAAAGGAGCUGGUCCGAAGACUGGUAGGCAGGCGAGGUACCAUACACGUGCAAUCGACAGCACUAGUCGCAAACCGGUUGACUGGUUCGUUCAAAUCAUGGCCAAGUCCAAAGUGAUGAAGAGCACUGAUUUUAAGCCUUCCAAGGCCCAGUUUCUUUGCUGCCAAAUUGACUGCUUCGUCCACACGCGGUCGACAUUUUAUUUUUCCAACGACGCUUACAGUCUCACUUGCAAACUGCAGUACGUACAGAAACCAGACAUGCUUACGUCAUGCACACGUGCCAAACAAUUCUGCUCAGAAUUUCCUGAGCAGAAAUACGAAAUUCCUUUGAGGUCUGUUGGCGUGUGUGUUAAGGGCGCCCGCUGGGGUGAACCAUUGCACAGUCCAAUAACCCAGGCCCACUGAAACAUCGUACCACUAUGACAUCUUGGAACUAAGACUAGUCUUACACUAGCAUUUUGAAUGUUACUGUCAUCAAACACAUGGAAGUCCAUAGUUUUUUUUGGGGGGGGGGGGAACCCUGUUAAGUUAUUACACUCAUCAAGUUGUAUAUGAACAUGAAGAGCCAUUCCAUAUUUCCCAACAGUUAAAGCAAGUCUUCACAUUUGUAUUUCCUCAGUAGAUUUUUAUUCUCAAAUGCCUAGUCAGUGAUGAAUUUUAUUCU